This is a messenger RNA of Fusarium redolens, 1259 nucleotides long. Its product is annotated as P-loop containing nucleoside triphosphate hydrolase protein. The coding region runs from base 237 to 1109 and encodes 290 amino acids. The record is from RefSeq and is a predicted model, not a curated record. Lineage: Eukaryota; Fungi; Ascomycota; Sordariomycetes; Hypocreales; Nectriaceae. The transcript has 3 exons.
UCUUGUUUCUAUUCUUGUAGAGUUUUUACUCGCAUGGUUAGUUAGGCUAGUUGUUCAACAUAUUACAACUCUGGUUAGCGUAUGAUAAGCAUCCAAUAGACAAGCUAGAGUCUCAUUGGGUCUACACCUUGAUCAAGGUUAGGCCAUCACUUACUCCUCUACCCUUGAAGAUCUGGGCAUCAAUAAUCUCCCUGCAUCACCAUUGAAACAUCGUCAUCUCGCGAAACAAUAACACAAUGUCAACGUCUACGUACACAAUCCCUGACCGAAUUGUGCCAAUGCGCGUCAUCGUCUGUGGCGUCCAUCGCACAGGAACGUUGAGUAUUCGUAACGCUUUGUGGCAGCUUGGUUUCCACGAUUGCUACCACAUGCAGACUCUCUUCAACAAUCCCACCCGUGUUCCAGAAUGGAUCCGUGCCCUGGAAGCAAAGUACGCUGAUAAAGGGACUUUCACACGCGCAGACUGGGAUCACUUGCUCGGUGAUUGCCAAGCUGUGUGUGAUGUUCCUGCUGCGUUCUUUGGACCUGAAUUAGCGGAGCUGUACCCUGAAGCUAAAGUCAUUAUCAUGAAUCGAGACCCUGAGAAGUGGUAUGAGAGUGUGCUUAAUAGUAUCUACUUGAUAACCACCCCAAAGGGCUUUUUGGCGAAACUCAGUAUGAUAUAUUGUUUCUUGCUUGAUACGAAUCUUCAGUAUAUGGCCAAGUAUAGCAAAUCGAUGAGAUCUUUGGUUCAGAAGUAUGAUCAUGGAAAUGAUAAGGAUAAGGCCAUUGCAUGGUACAAAGCACAAUAUCAAGAAUUUCACGACAGAAUUCCGGCGGACCGGUACAUUCAGUAUACCAUCACGGAAGGCUGGGGACCGCUUUGUGAGUAUCUUGGCGUACCUGUACCAGAGGUUAAGGAUCCCGAGACAGGAAAGAUGGUGGAGGCGCCGUUUCCACAUCUUAACGAUGGUGAGACUUUUAGAAGGAAUAGCAAGGUUAUGAAGAAGAAGACUAUGCAGAGGGCGAAUCAGAAUUUACUGGCGGCUGUAGGGAGGUUGGCAUUGACAGGCGUUGUGGGAUAUGCUAGUUAUCUGGCGUGGAAGACCCGGCUUGGAGGACGUGUUUAGUCUGGCUUGACACAUGUUGAAUACUUCAUCGUAAGGAUCGUGUAUUUGUAUUUGUAUUGUAUCAUAGGAAAUUUCUAGUCUUGCCUCCUUAAGGCCGUCCAGGAAUCUAGGCACAAGCUCACUCACUAGCAUAUUUUGCCAAAGGUAGGU